Molecule: messenger RNA, 1344 nt
Organism: Phytophthora infestans T30-4
Lineage: Eukaryota; Oomycota; Peronosporomycetes; Peronosporales; Peronosporaceae
Product: 26S protease regulatory subunit 8
Exons: 4
Coding region: 63-1268 (401 amino acids)
Biological process (GO): proteasome-mediated ubiquitin-dependent protein catabolic process
Cellular component (GO): proteasome regulatory particle, base subcomplex
Molecular function (GO): ATP hydrolysis activity; ATP binding; proteasome-activating activity
Source: RefSeq, a predicted model, not a curated record
CGCAACUGGGGAGAAACAGAGGAGAAUCUCGACGGCUUUACCGUAGUUUGUUUCAGUUGAUCAUGACGGCGGACGUAGCCAUGACGUCGGCAGAUGACAGCGCUGGUCUCACCAGCUACUACGAGCAGAAGAUCGAGCACCUGGAGCUGACGGUGCGUGACGAGACGCAAAACCUGCGGCGUCUUCAGGCGCAGCGCAACGAGCUCAACUCAAAAGUCCGCUUGCUGCGUGAGGAGCUGCAACUGCUGCAGGAACCGGGCUCGUAUGUGGGCGAAGUAGUGAAGCAAAUGGGCAAGUCCAAGGUGCUCGUCAAGGUGAACCCAGAGGGCAAGUACGUGGUGGAUGUGGACAAGACCAUCGACAUUGCCAAGUGCACACCCAACACGCGCGUGGCGCUACGCAAUGACAGCUACGUGCUGCACAAGAUCCUGCCCACGAAGGUGGAUCCGCUGGUGAGCCUGAUGAAGGUGGAGAAGGUUCCCGACUCAACGUACGAUAUGAUCGGCGGUCUGGACAAGCAGAUCCGCGAGAUUAAGGAGGUUAUCGAGCUGCCUAUCAAGCACCCGGAGCUUUUCGACGCUCUGGGUGUGGCCCAGCCCAAGGGUGUGUUGCUGUACGGACCUCCUGGUACAGGCAAGACGCUGCUGGCUCGUGCUGUGGCUCACCACACGGACUGUACUUUCAUCCGUGUGUCGGGUGCAGAGCUGGUGCAGAAGUACAUCGGUGAAGGCUCGCGUAUGGUGCGCGAACUCUUCGUCAUGGCCCGCGAGGCUUCCCCGUCCAUUAUCUUUAUGGACGAAAUCGAUUCCAUUGGUAGUUCCCGUAUGGAAGGCGGCGGUGGCGACUCGGAAGUGCAGCGCACGAUGCUGGAGCUGCUGAACCAGCUGGACGGCUUCGAGCCUGCGCAGAAUAUCAAGGUCAUUAUGGCUACGAACCGUAUCGAUAUCCUGGACGCCGCGCUACUGCGUCCCGGGCGUAUUGACAGGAAGAUCGAGUUCCCGAACCCGACGGAAGGGUCGCGUAUUGAUAUCAUGCGCAUUCACUCGAGGAAGAUGAACUUGCUGCGUGGCAUUAACCUCAAGGUUAUCGCCGAGAAGAUGCCGACCUCUUCAGGUGCCGAGUGUAAGGCUGUGUGCACAGAAGCGGGUAUGUUUGCUCUGCGUGAGCGUCGGAUCCACGUGACGCAGGAAGACUUUGAGAUGGCCGUGUCCAAGGUCAUGAAGAAGGACUCGGAGCAGAACAUGUCGAUCAACAAGCUCUGGAAGUAAGCAGGCUAGCGGAGCGGUACUUUCCGAGAGGAUAGGGUGUUCCCGUUAGCAAAAAUCGAAUGAGCCUUUGAAUUGA